Messenger RNA from Zootoca vivipara (common lizard), 16341 nucleotides. The record is from RefSeq and is a predicted model, not a curated record. Lineage: Eukaryota; Metazoa; Chordata; Lepidosauria; Squamata; Lacertidae.
CAAAGCGGCUAACAAUCUCCUUUCCCCUCCUCCCCCACAACAGACACCCUGUGAGGUGGGUGGGGCUGAGAGACUUCAGAGAAGUGUGACUAGCCCAAGGUCACCCAGCAGCUGCAUGUGGAGGAGCGGAGACACGAACCCGGUUCCCCAGAUUAGGAGUCUACCGCUCUUAACCACUACACCACACUGGCUCUCUUAUAGGACGCUUAUGAAAGCCUACGAGACAGCGGUGAAAGCUGCAAAGAAGUAUUCUCAGCUUCCAUUGCAUCCGCUAGCUCUCGCACGGCACAACUUUUUAGAAUAAUUAGGUCUCUAACAACUUUAGAUGAACAGCCAAAUUUAAAUAUGAAUUCAACCCAUAGCUGUGAGGCAUUUGCGAGCUUUUUUGCGGAGAAAGUCUUGCUGCUCUGCCGUGACCUCCCUGCCAAUUUGGAUACAAUAACAGAACUGGAGGCCCCUCGACCGUCUUCGAGUCCAGUAUUGGACCAUUUCGAUCGGAUACUCCCUGUUGAUGUAGACAGAUUCCUCUGAGCUGGAAGGCCCACCACUUGUUCCCUUGACCUGUGCCCGUCUUGGCUGAUCAGAGUGUGUCCAGAUGAGGUACGGGCCCCCUGGGUGAGAUCAUGAACUUGUCCCUUGGCACGGGGACUUUCCCAGGCGAGUUGAAGGAAGCAGUGGUGUGUCCGCUCCUAAAGAAAACAUCACUAGGUCUUUUAGAUCUUUCCAAUUACCGCCCGGUUUUGAAUCUUCCGUACCUGGGUAAGGUAAUUGAGAGAGCAGUUGCUGAACAGCUGGGUAGAUUUCUGGAUGAAACAUCGGCGUUAGAUCCAUUUCAGUCCAGCUUUCGCCCUGGUUAUGGGACCAAGACGGCUCUGGUCACCCUAACAGAUGAUCUCCAUAGACAGCUGGAUCGAGACAGCUUUGGGACUGCUGAUUCUUUUAGAUUGGUCAGCAGCCUUCGACAUGGUCGAUCAUGAAAUUUUAGACCACCGCUUUGCUGACGUGGGGAUUCAGGGCACAGUCCGACAAUGGCUGCGCUCCUUUAUCUCAGGUCGGGGACAGAGGGUGGCGCUAGGGAGGGAGUUGUUGCUGCGGCACUUCUUGGUGUGUGGAGUCCCGCAGGGCGCAAUCCUUUCCCCGGUGCUUUUUAAUAUCUUUAUGCGUCCCCUUGUCCAGAUUGUCUGGAGUUUUGGGCUGGGUUGUCAUAAAUAUGCUUAUGACACCCAGAUUUAUCUGUUGAUGGACAGCCGUCCUGACUCGGCCCUGGACACACUGACCAGGUCCUUGGAAGCUGUGGCUGGAUGGCUAUGUGGGAGCCAAUUGAAGUUAAAUCCUUUGAAGACAGAGGUCCUCUGGUUGGGUCAGGAUGACAUGGGGUUGGGGAGGCCAACUCCCAUCUUUUGCGGGGGCUCAACUAGUGCCAGCGCCUUCUGUCAAAAGUUUGGGUGUAACCUUCGACACCUCCCUUUCCAUGGAGGCGCAGGUUGCAGCCACAGCUAAGGUGGCAUUUUUCCAUCUCCACUGAAUCAAGCAGUUGGUCCCUUACCUCUCUCACCCUGAUCUGGCCACAGUGAUCUAUGCGACGGUCACCUCCAGGCUUGAUUACUGUAACUCGCUUUACGCAGGGCUGCCCUUGAAGCUGACCCAGAAACUCCAGUGGGUGCAGAAUGUCACGGCGAGGCUCCUUACAGGGUCCUGGCCGCGGGAUCACAUUCAUCCAGUGCUUUACCAGCUGCAGUGGCUCCCGGUGGAGUACAGGAUCAGAUUUAUGGUGCUGGUUUUGACCUUUAAAGCCCUAUGUGGCUUGGGACCCUCGUACCUAUGGGACCGCCUCUCCUGGUAUGCCCUGCAGAGGACCUUAAGGUCCACAAACAACAAUAUUUUGGAGAUCCUGAGCCAUAAGGUGGCUAGAUUGGCCUUAACUAGGGCCAGGGCCUUUUCAGUAUUGGCCCCGACUUGGUGGAACACUCUCUCACAGGAGACCAGGGCCCUGCGGGAUUUGACAUCUUUCUGCAGGGCCUGAAAGAUGGAGCUGUUCUGCCUGGCCUUUGGGUUUUGAUCUGGGCCAUUUUAAAAUGAGGCUGCAUUUUAAAACAAUUUUUAAAUCUAAAUUGUAUUUUAAUCUGCAUUUUAAUCAAUUGUUUUUCUUUCUUUUAUGUUUUAUUGUAAUUUUAUUGAUGUCAGCCACCCUGAGCCCGGCUCUCACUGGGGAGGGCGGGGUAUAAAUAAAUAAAUAAAUUAUUAUUAUUAUUAUUAUUAUUAUUAUUAUUAUUAUUAUUAUCGAAAGGUGACCUCCCUUUUCUGGCUUAGCACUACAGUACUGAAAAGAGGUGCCAGUUCUCUGAAGCCUGAAACAAAAGAGGAAGAACCUCUUAGGGAGAGGCAGAGGCUGGCAAGAGAUAGAGCCUGUUGCACUUUAUUUAGAAUAGAGCAAAAUUUCUCGACGAACCAAGCAGAAAACGAGAUUACCCUUGUUCUGGCCCUUUAACAUGAGAAGGCAGAUUUUUUUUAAAAAAACCUGGAAGAUCCAGUUCACAUUGAAAGGUGAGUCUAUAUUAUUUGCACUUUCCAAAAUGAUACAUGAAAUGAAACACAGAGCCAUCCUUCAAAAUUUGCAAUUCUCUAAAUUUUGUAGUGCAGCUCUCCAGUCAGUGGCAUGUACAAUAGUGCAUAUACUGAGGUGAAGUCUGCAUUAACAUGCAUACAGUGGGGAAAAUACCACACCAAAAUGCAAUCUAUAUGGGAAAAUGGCUUUCCAAAAAUGAGUCUAUUUGGAGAAAUUUUCACUUAAUGCUAAUUAGUUUUCAUGAGGGGUUUUGUUUUUUUAAUUAAAAAAUGUGCAAAUGUGAAGAACUGAAAUUAAGAAUAAAAAAAUACGAAACUGAGAGAAACCGAAAUUGACGCAUCCCUGCUAGUGAGAAGAGGAAACAGACCAAGCACAUUCUGGCUGGAGUUACGUUAGACAUACGAGAACUACAGUGGUACCUCUGGUUAAGAACUUAAUUCAUUCCAGAGGUCCAUUCUUAACCUGAAACUGUUCUCAACCUGAAGCACCACUUUAGCUAAUGGGGCCUCCUGCUGCCGCCGUGCCGCGGGAGCACGAUUUCUGUUCUCAUCCUGAAGCAAAGUUCUUAACCUGAGGUACUAUUUUCUGGGUUGGCAGAGUUUGUAACCUGAAGCGUUUGUAACCCGAGGUACCACUGUACUUAAAGGGGUAGCCCUUUGGGGAAAGGCAGGAUGCUCUGUGCUGACUAUUUGCCCAGCACAAAAGUGCAAUGUAGGCAACCACCAUAAAGGAGGCUAAUUAUUAAGGUCAGGCCGGUUCAGGGAUAGAGUCAAUCUUUUAUGCCCCAGAGGAAGUACAAUGAAGCAAUGUACAGUUAUUAAUUAACAAUGCUGUUACAUAUUCCUCUUCCUUUCUUCUUCACUCAAAAUAUCUGGAUCGGCAGAGAUCGGGAACAGUUUUUUGGUGGGAGAGAUGUUGUCAGUUUGUGGUAGAAGUGUGAGGAGGUGUAUUCUCUUCUGCAAUAUGUGAAUUGGGCCUUAAGCAACCUAGGUGGGUGAUGUCUUAUCUCAAAUACCUGGCAUAGUUGUUUUGUGUUCUUUCAAUGAGACUGAGAGGAGAUAUGAUAGCCAUCUUAAAACAUCUAAAGCACUAUCACUUGGAGGAGGGAGCCAGCUUGUUUUUUCCUGCUCCAGAGGGUAGGACCUGAACCAACGGCAUCAGGAAUAACUUGCUUGGUGGUAAGAGCUGUUUGACAGUGGAACGGACUCCCUGGGGAGGUUGUAGGCUCUCCUUCCUUAGAGGUUCUUAAGCAGAGAUUCGGUGGCCAUCUGUCAUGUAUGAUCCAGUUGAAAUUCCUGCAUUGUAGGGAGUGUUACUAAAUGACCCUUGGGAUCCCUUGCAACUCUACAAUUCUGUGAUCCUGUGUGUGCUGUUUCCAUCCUCCUAAACUGAAGCCCUAGGAGACAGUCUGAAGAGAGAUGUUUGCUACAGUCCUAUGUUCAAAUGACAUGUGAAUCUGGUGGGCAAAUGUGUCAAUUUUAGUUUAUCACUUUUCCAGUCUUUAGUUCGGUUUUUACACAUUUCCACAUCAGUUUGUAAAUUAUUUUUAAAGACCUCGUGGAACUUCACCAGCAAAUUUAUCCUAAUAUGUUUGCAUGUAAUUUUGCUGAACAUACACAUUUUUGCAAAGCAAUUUCCCCCCAAUAUAAUGCAAUUUUAUGUUAUGUUUGCCAAUAUAUCCCUUUUUGUGCACACUUUACUGCAUCAUGUGCAUUGUUGUACACAUUACUGCUUAGCAAAAUCUGGGGAAGUGCAAAUUUGGAAGGAUGGCUGUUUCGGUUCAUGAAUUACUUCGGAAAGUGCAGAUCAAGCAGCUUCACCAUAGCUGCCAAGUUAUCCCUUUUUUAAAGGGAUUUUCCCUUAUGCUGAAUAGGCUUCCUCGCGAGAAAAGGGAAAACUUGGCAGCUAUGAGCUUCACCUUUAAAGGUGAUUUGAAGCAAAUCUCUCCGCCAUUCCUACUUUGAGCAUGAUUUUCUUUUUUAGUAUCACAGGCUUGUGGCUAGCCAUAUCUCUUUGCCGCUGCAGCAGCUCCUCGAUUGUAACUGGGCGGGGGGGGGGGGGAAUAGGAUCUUUUUAAAACCCUUUGCCAUAUGGCCAUUCCCCACUGCUUACUGGCCCUGUUGUCAUUUUUAAAAAAGUCUUUUUGUUGCAUGAGUGCAUGAUCCAAAUGAAUCCUGCUUUCCCACCAGUUCCUGCCAUUGUUUUGUGGCCACACCUGCAUUUGGAACGGUCAGGAGAGCUAUAGGAUGGCUUUUGCAUUAUUAAACAACCUUUUGCAUCAUUUAUAGGCUAUUUGUGCAGUGGAACAGCAUCUUCUGGUUUCCUGUAAAUACUGGAGAUAGCGCUAUUUGGUCCUGGUGAUGUAUAUCUCAGCAGCUGAAAUCAGAGUGGGUUUACUGUCUCUUUGCAUUCUCUCCCUUCCCCCCACCCCUUUGCCUGGGGUGGCUGGGGCUGAUGGAUGUUGUGGUCCAGAACAUCUGGAGACUGGGCUGGUGGAUUGCAGAAAAACUAGGUGUACUGGCUGUGCAGUGGUUCAGACUGCCUGGUUUAGGACUUUGUUUUGGCACAGCGGAACCACACAUUUCCUGUCAACAGCUGAAGGGCAUUUGCACAUCUAAAAUUAAGUAGUGAACCCACUCCCAGGAGAUGCAGUUGGCUUGAGGCUUGGUGCGUACAUUUCACCACAAGUUUUCUGAAGCACAGAUGUUUUUAAGCCACUAAAAGACUAGUUUGCUGGCCAUAGAAAUGUGUUGCUUUUUCACUUCCUGUAAUGUAUGAAAUGGCCUCUGGGUACACUGCAGCAAAAUAUCAGCAUGCUGUGAGACAAAAGGCUGCUAGUGCUUCCAUUCUAGAUUCCUUUUCCUGAGUACUGCUGAGGCAUUGCUUUUCCUCAAUUAGCUGGAAGCAGAAUUAAAAUGGGAGGUUCCACACAAGCACUUGAUAAAGCGCCCAGUUGUCCAGCAGGGCCUUUCCUUAUGGCCAAACUCCUUCUGUAUUAAUUCCAGAGUAAGUCCCGUUCAGCUUAUUAAAGCUUCUCCCCUUGUAGAGCUGGCCUGAUUUGCUUCUUAAUGACUAUAGCAGGGGUCAGCAAACUUUUUCAGCAGAGGGCUGGUCCACUGUCCCUCAGACCUUGUGGGGGGCCGGACUAUAUUUUGAAAAAAAAAUUAAGAACGAAUUCCUAUGCUCCACAAAUAACCCAGAGAUGCAUUUUAAAUAAAAGGACACAUUCUACUCAUGUAAAAACAUGCUGAUUCCUGGACCGUCCAUGGACCGGAUUUAGAAGGCGAUUGGGCCACAUCCGGCCCCCGGGCCUUAGUUUGGGACCCCUGCUAUAGGAGGAGGAUUAGUGAUAUCCUAUCCCCACAGUGUCAGUUUCUGUUCCUGCGUGAGGGGAGGGCUUAAUUGCUAGUCCCCCCCCCCUCUUCUUUUUGCUAUUAAUGAGAGGAAACUAGUAAUUGAAGCCCCCCCCCUCAUCUUGUGAGAACAGAAACUGAAAUGGGUCGAUUGAGAGGCUACCCAAGGGUCAAUUACUGUGCUAUUAUCUAUCAUAAAUUCCCCAUUUGCAUUUAUAAGGCAGCAUUCAUAAGGCUGAACUUGCAAACAGGUGCUUAAAAAGAGCAUUUGGAAAACUUUUUCACAUUUAAUUAUUUAAGUGAUGCUGUGGAAAAACAGAAACAUAGUAUCUAAUAUAAUUUCUGUUGAUUUUGUAAGCUCUGUAAACGUUGCUGCUCCAUUGUUGUAACUCUAGCCUUUUUCAGAUCUGUCAAAAGGGCUAACAAGACAGGACUGUAACACUUAUGCAACUAUGCUGUGUGAAUGUUAUGUUUGAAACUCAUUUGCUCACGUAUGUCCACCUUGGUAUCAGUGACAGAGUGUUCUGGUAGACUGAAAUGUUCUGAAAGUUUGACAUGUUCUCCUUUCUCAGUCUGCCUUGUUCAGUAUUCUCUAAAAUGCCUGGCAGCGGCUCUCCAGGAUUUCAGAAAAAGUGUUUUUCUCCAGCCCUGCUUGGAGAUGCUGGGGUUUGAACCUUUGACUUCCUGCAUGUUCUCUUCUACUGAGCUAUGGUUCCUGCCCUUGUAAGGCAGGUUCUGGUAUAAGGCGCUGCAGGCUUCCUAGGUUGUAGGGUGUCCAUUGUCUCCAAAACGUAGUUUGUGCUUAAUGCUGCACAGACUCGGUGUUCUUUUGGAAACACUUCUCAAAUCCCAACGGGCAGCACACUGGGAACUAAAACUGACCACAGCAUUUCCUGCCCCUAAAACUGCACUUCCACAUCUCUGCCUGAAGGGUGGUGGCACAUGACAGCUUGAAGCCCACCCUGUAAUGAGGCUGAUCUUGAGUAUGGAAAUUAGCCACAUUAACAAUUGAUCCCUCUUCACAGGAACCUCCAGGAAUUGUGGAUCUGUGAGGGGAAUAGGGGCCUAGCAGUUCAAAAGCAUGACAAAGUGCAAGUAGAUAAAUAGGUACUGCUCCAAGCGGGAAGGUAAACGGCAUUUCCGUGCGCUGCUCUGGUUCACCAGAAGCGGCUUUGUCAUGCUGGCCACAUGACCUGGAAGCUGUACGUUGGCUCCCUCGGCCAAUAACGCGAGAUGAGCGCCGCAACCCCAGAGUUGGUCACGACUAGACCUCAUGGUCAGGGGUCCCUUUACCUUUACCAACUCUUAGCUACCUUACCAAACUACAGCUCCCAGAAUUCUUUGGGGGAAGCCACAACUCUUUAGCUCACUGGAAGGACAGGUCGUGAAGCUGAGGCUCCAAUACUUUGGCCACCUCGUGAGAAGAGAAGACUCACUGGAAAAGACCCUGAUGUUGGGAAAGAUGGAGGGCACAAGGAGAAGGGGAUGACAGAGGAUGAGAUGGUUGGACAGUGUUCUCGAAGCUACGAACAUGAGUCUGACCAAACUGCAGGAGGCAGUGGAAGACAGGAGUGCCUGGUGUGCUCUGGUCCAUGGGGUCACGAAGAGUCGGACACGACUAAACGACUAAACAACAACAACACAACUGUUUAAGGUGGUAACAUAGUGUUUUCAAUGUAUGGUGUGAACGUGAUCCUAGUCUCUUGGCUUUCUCGCCACCUACUAUUAGAAGGUUAUAUCUGAGGUCAAAAACAUACAUCUCUAGAGGAGGUAAUUCUGAGAAAUGUCCAAAUUUGGUGUGCUAAGAAUGUAGAUUCAAGGGAAUCUUUGCCAAAUGUGCACUCAGCUUGAAUCAUAUGGAAGAUACUUCUAUCGUAGUUCAAAGACCGUCAGUCUAUAUCCCCCCUUUUCCUCUGAAAUAACUGAGAGGUUUCUUAAAACUCAGUACCUAAGCCUUGCUUGUGAGUUUAAUAUGCUACAAAAUGUUUGCUUUAGGUUUAGCAAAUGUAAAACCUAGUUUGGGGGGUAUGUUAUGCCUGUCACUACUGUGCAGAAACUGUUAACUAGCUAGCUUCUACAGAACUUUAAUCCUAUCGGUUAGGGUCCUCUAGCUGCAAGGCCAUUAUUUGCAAGAAGAUGGAUAUCGGCCAAGCAGAAAUAUAUAGUACUACCAUAGGUGGGCAGUACAACCUCUUUUAGUACAAAUGUUUAGGUGGAAUCUUCUUUCUUGUAGUUUGAAUCCAUUGCUCCGUGUCCGCUUCUCUGGAGCAGCAGAAAACAACCUUUCUCCCUCAUCUAUAUGGCAUCCUUUAAUAUAUUUGAACAUGGCUAUCAUAUCACCCCUUAACCUUCUCUUCUCCAGGCUAAACAUACCCAGCUCCCUAAGCCGUUCCUCAUAAGGCUUCGUUUCCGGACCUUUGACCAUUUUGGUUGCCCUCCUCUGGACAUGUUCCAGCUAUCAGUAUCCUUCUUGAACUGUGGUGCCCAGAACUGGACACAGUACUCCAGGAUGAAGAUGAGACGCCACAAACUCUUUUUGACUCUGUGCAUGGCUGGUCUUUGCCUCAUCUCUUUCCUUCACUUCCUGAAGGCCCUCUCCUAUGUCACAUUCCCCAGGGAGCUAGCGUCGCUUAGCCCCAACCUGGUCUCCAACUUCUUCUGGAACAAUGCACCCGUCACCCCUCAGGUCAGCCCUGAGCCCGGGGGCCCUGAGCUCCUCCGAACGCCACUGUACUCCCACUCACCUCUGCUCCAGCCCCUCUCCCCAAGCAGAGCUGGCGAAGAGCUGCAUAGAGCUGAGUUUGUGCUGCCUGAAGACACGGCGGAAUACUUUGUGCAUACCAAAGCUGGUGGUGUCUGCUUCAAACCAGGAACCAAGGUGUUGGAAAAGCCACUAGCGGGCCGGCCAGAGGAGAAAAUAGACGGAGCUGCUUCUGGGCGGACAGGCCGGAAACCUCUGAGCACCAAUGGGACAAAGCGGCGCAAGUGGGUGGAGUGUGUGUGCCUGCCUGGCUGGCAUGGGCCUAGCUGUGGGGUGCCCACUGUGGUCCAGUACUCGAACCUCCCCACUAAAGACCGGCUGACCCCACGGGAGGUUCCUCGGAGAGUCAUUAAUGCCAUCAACGUCAACCACGAAUUUGACCUCUUGGACGUGCGUUUCCAUGAGCUGGGCGAUGUGGUAGAUGCCUUUGUGGUCUGUGAGUCCAACUUCACCGCAUAUGGUGAGCCACGCCCCCUCAAGUUCCGCGAGAUGCUGCUCAAUGGCUCCUUUGACUACAUCCGCCACAAGAUGCUCUAUGUCUUCCUGGAUCACUUCCCCCCAGGUGGGCGCCAGGAUGGUUGGAUUGCCGAUGACUACCUGCGCACUUUCCUGACUCGGGAUGGCAUCUCCCGCUUCCGCAAUCUGCGGCCUGAUGAUGUUUUCAUAAUUGACGACGCCGACGAGAUCCCAGCCCGCGAUGGCGUGCUCUUCCUCAAACUCUACGAUGGCUGGACAGAGCCCUUUGCUUUCCACAUGCGCAAAUCCCUCUAUGGAUUCUUCUGGAAGCAGCCCGGCACCCUGGAAGUGGUUUCUGGUUGCACGGUGGGGAUGCUCCAAACUGUUUACGCCACAGAUGGGAUUCGCCUGCGCCGGAGGGAGUACUACACCAUGCCAGGCUUUCGGCAGUAUGAAAACAGCACAGGUCACAUCCUGGUGCAGUGGUCGCUGGGUAGCCCGCUCCAUUUUGCUGGCUGGCACUGCUCUUGGUGCUUUACACCAGAAGGAAUCUACUUCAAACUGGUGUCAGCCCAGAAUGGGGAUUUCCCCCGCUGGGGUGACUACGAGGACAAGCGGGACCUUAACUAUAUCCGGGAGCUAAUUCGGACUGGCGGGUGGUUUGAUGGCACCACCCAAGAGUAUCCUGCUGCGGACCCCAAAGAACAAAUGUAUGCCCCCAAAUAUCUGUUGAAGAACUACCAGCGGUUUAGUUACUUAUUGGAGAACCCUUACCAGAAAGCAGAGGGGGCUGGGUGAGGGGAGUGGGGCUUGCAUGGGACUUUAUGGAAAAAGGGGGAAGUGGGGUACGUCUUUUGUUUUUCUUCCUCCCCUCCCCACCCACUCCUCUUGGAGAAGUGUGUGUUCUCUCCAGCCUCUGUUUGCCCCAUCCCAGAAAAUAUACUUGGGUGUGUCUGGGUGUGGAGGAGAUUGCAAACCAUGUAAACAAGGACCAGAGGAUGUAGGAACUGGCCCUGAGAACCAGCAGGAGGUACAGCUCCUUCACCUCUCUUGUGGGAUGGAAGAAAACUCUUAAGACAGGUAGCGCCUCUCUGUGUGACAUGGAGAUGAGAAGGAGCACACAGCUGGAUGUGUGAGAGUGCAGAAGCCUCGAGUCUUUGUUGUUUAGGUGGGCGUGAUGUCAUGCUCCAUUGCUAAAAGCCAAUGUUCAUCUGAGUCAUUUGAAACCAAUGGAUGUCCAAUUAAGUUCCACUCUCCUAGCAUAUUGCCACUUGUUCAGCCCAUAGAGGUUAUGGACAUAUGUCAGGGUAGAUGUGUGGACUCUUCUUGUCUUGGUCGUUUUCAAGAGCAUGUGGUGAUGUUUGGCCAAAAAGCACCCUGUCCCUGGAUACAAUGCUCUUUCUUUGGAGCCAGAACAGGUGGGUGGCAGCUUCACUAGGAAAUGGGUGUAUAAGUGUGAAAGAAUUUUUGUAGGUGACUCCAGGAGUCAUGUCUGUCUAGGAUAUGUAUAUUUUGCCACCUGUGUUUGUUACAUUUGAGUGUGGGUGUGCACACAAACUGGGAGCACGGUAGCACCAAAGAACUCUGCUUUCCACCUGAUAAUGAUGAACAUUCAGGGAAAAACUCUCUGCAAAUUGGCAGGCUAUGGAGGUCGAAAAGCUGUCUGGUUUUGCUCAUUAAAUGGAUGGUUUUGGUAACCAGUCUCUAAUGUGGAAGGAACAUGACAGGAGGGCUGUAGCCCACAGACUUGCAAGGGGAAUACCCACUGAGGUCCUACUUUCCCUCUUCCAUGACAACAAAAUGUGUUGUUUACAUUUUCAAUUAAAACAGUGUGCAUGUCAUGCUUAGAGUUGCUUUUAAGGAAAGGGGAUAUUAGGAUGCUAAAGCUACAGUGCACAUCCUACUACCUCUGGAACAGGAGAGGUGUAAAGGUACUUGGCUCUAUGAUGCCACCAUUUUGAAGACAGUGCUAUAUUGGAAGUCUAGCAUUUGCACGCCUAUAAUGUGCUUUGCAUAGGCAAGUAGAGGGGACAGGGUGUGUGGCGGAUGAGGCUGAUGUAAGAGCCCAACAUUUAGAUCUGGGUGCCAAGCAUUUAAGUAUUCCAUUUACGGUGUGCAUCCUUUCUCCUUUGUUGAAGAGGCUCCAGUAUGUCUCUUUUAACUAACGAUAUGGAGUCAGGGUGAAAUGUAUUGUAAACCCCAUGUUAUGUUUGCUGCUAAGGAAAUAUAUUAAACAGUGAGCUACUAUGCUAACUGCAAAAAAAAUGGGUGAUGUGUGUGCAGCAAUAGGAGGGUGCACACAGGUUCCUUGCCACUGGAACAGUGUGUUCCUCUGAUGUGUGGUGUGUGUGUGUGUGUUUUUCUCUUUCUCAUUCCCUUUGUCUUUCCUGCCCUUCAAAUGCCUUAUUCCUGAUCCCUAUAAGAGACACAGAAAGUGCUGUGUCUUGCUUUAUAGUUUUCCAUUGGCAUCACUCCUAAUGCUUUGUCUCCAUGAUGCGCUCAGCCAGUUCAUGCUCUACCAUUUUCAUGUGAUGAAAUCCCUCUGCAUUGACUUCUUCUUUUUUGGUGCAGCUGCUGGUCUUGUGAAUGCUUGGAUAGCUCAAGAUGAUUACACCUCUUCUAGUGGCAAACUUUCUGGCCUGUGGGUUUGAGCCAAGGGGUGGUGGGAGAAGUGCUUCAGCCAGUUGCAGGAUGGCUCCUUGUACCAACCCGAGUCAUCUUGCAUUUAGCUGUGCCAUGUAAAAAUGGUUGUAUGAAUGAACCUUUAUGCCUUUAAAAUGAAGGAAAUUCCGGUCUAAAGCUGAGCUCACUUGAAGCCCCUUUUCUUUUUGUUGGAUGGGUGAAUGGAUUGGCUGGUGCUGCCAACCUAACUCUGUGCACCACUCUUAAGGCAAUGCUAAAUUUUGUACAUGGUUCCUUUCUCUGUUGAAACAUUAGACCACCCUCCUCCAACCUGGUGCCUUUCAAGUAUUGUUGGAUUCAAACUCCCAUCAUCCCUGACCAUUGGCCAUGCUGGCUGGGGCUGAUUGGAAUUAUAGUCCAAAACAUCUUGAGGCCACCAUGUUGGGGAAGGUGGCACUAAAAUGACCCAUGGAAUGGGCUGUUUGCUUUUUCUAUGAGAAGAUCUUCAUUGGGCUAAAGGAGAGGGAUCCUGAACCAUACUGGGUACAGCGGGCACAGUGGGGUGUAGAGUUGAUGGAGCAGAUCUCAAGCGGCUAUUCCAAAAUGAAUGUGCAGCAAUAGCAAAGGAGCUGCUGGUGACUAAUGGAGGUUAGUUAAGCACCAUAGGUUCCCAGUACUGCCAUACAAAGGCCCACUACACAGAGGGAAUAGUUUUCUUUUCAGUCUUGGGAGGAAAUGGGAAUCUAGGCUUUGACCUUCAGCUCUUAUGACCCAGCCUGCCUAACACAAUUGUUGCAGUAUGUUCCUUCACUACUGAUGUGUGUUGAGAGGCAAGGGAGAGGGAGGGGGGAGAGAUGUGCUCCAACCCUUGGGACAUGGAGAAUGUGCGCUUUGGUUGUGCUGCAGUGCUUGGUUGUAAGCCUGCAGCGUAUUGGGACGAAAUUCCAGAAAAAUAGCCCAUCAAGAAAUAACCAAGGGGAUGACUUCACAUAUCUUCAGCACUGUGCUGCUUUCCUGCAAACCGAGCUCCUUUCUCCAAUCCAGCUCGCUGUUCAUUUCAGUCCUUGCACUUGCUCUACAGGGCAUGCUUUGUGCACAUCUAGGGCUUUCACAAUUACAGCUCAUGAAUUCGUAAUACUCCCAUCACUGCUGUCUCUAGGCUCCAUCUGUCACUGAAAAACACACACAGACAGCGAGGCUGUUCCUAGCCCUGUUAUACUUUCCGCAACUCUCCCCCUUCCUUGGGGGUGGGGGGGUUCCCCCCCCUGUUGUGUGCAAGGAACAGAUCCCAUUGUAAUUGGAUAAGUUAGCGCUGAAUUCCUUUGGGACACUGAAAGAACUCUUUGUUCUGGUCCCCUCUUUGACUGCACCAAAGUGAAACUUGAAACUGACCUCUUGGGUUGGGGAUAGGGGAAGAAAAGGAGAAUUUACAGUAAAAGCUUUGCUUUUUAAAAAAUAGGACUGCCUUUUGCAUAUGAUGGGUGGUUUUUUAAAAACAUUUCCAGUUUAAGAACCCUCUAUUUAAUUAUUUAUUAUGUAGUGGGAACAGAGUCCCACAUUAAGGAACUUUGCACUAAUAGAAAAGCCUUUGGACUUCUGCAUUCCGGUUGGGGGUGGGGGUGGCCAACAGUGGCUAAAGGAGAAACAACUUUGGGGAAAUAUCUUGGUAAGCCAGUAAUUUAGGCACCUAAUUUUACCCCUUGACUUGCAGAGUCAAUGGAAAAUGAGUAAGUCAAAUAUUACGGUAAAUGUAUAUGCAACAGGUAGAAGAGGAGAGCUCUGAGAUGAGUGAAGAACCUGCCCUAAUGGAAGAACCUUUAGGCACAAUUGUAGAGGGACCGAUGUAGAAAAAUCAGGGUGUGCACACCCUCCAUCUUGUAACAAGGCUGUAUCCAGCUGGUACCACAUAGAGAAUCUGAGAUCCUUUCACAUCCUUACAAAGGUAAUUAAGGGUUCGUCCCCACUUCCGCUUGUCCCCCUGCUUUCUGGCCAGAGGUCUGAGUGAUUUUGCUGAUUGCGGUUUGUUCCGAUUCAGCACUAAACUAUGGGUUUUCCCAUGAGAAAACAGUGGGGCAAACAGAAGUGUGGAUGAGCCCUUGGUGUGGUUGGUGGGCAAAGCCAGCCUCAUUUUGGAGUGUGUCAGUGGCUGCAUACUAACGAGGAGCUGCUGCUAUGCAAGUAGAUAUUUAGUGCCUGCCCCUCCGUCAGUUUAAUGUAUACACAGAAUUUGUGUUCAGCAUUGCAGCUGCAGUGACGUCGUGUCUUAACUGUAUUGGUGAGUGUUUGGAAAGAACUUUGAUUUUUAGAAUAAUUCAUGCCACUUCAAAUGGGCAAAGGGUGGGCUGGCUUAAAAGUAUUAGCAGAGUUCUUUCCUGCUACGCAGAAAGGUUUGGAGCAGUCUUUGUUAUAGUGCUGCAUAAUGCUACUUGCAAGUGUACCAAUAGUACUAUAACCAUCAUGAUGCACUAUCCUCAUGAAUGCCAGCAUAUAACUCCUAGCAGAGCUAGCUUGAGUCUCCUCUCUCCAUGAAUAGCUGGAGGAAGUUGAGGAGUAUAUCUUUCCCAUUUUCCCCACAACAAACCCACCUUGCUUAUCCCUAGUAGACCUCCAGAAGUAUUGUCAUGGCCAGCGACAGCAACUAUGGCCAGUAUCUGUGGAGACAGUGCCCACUUUGUAGACAGGAUUUAGAGGAUAACUUCCCAUUUGUUCAGAGAAGCCCUAUCUCCCAUAGUGCCACAUUCCACUGUCUUCAAACCUGAUUUGUACAAAAUGAGGUUGUGAAAUUGGUCUUUGACUCUACCUCUUUUUAAGUUGCAAGGUGUGUGUGGUGGUGGUGGUGGGGAUUGAAUGUUUUUCCUUAUUUGAAAACAAAACUAACUUCCCUGUGUGUGGGAAAGAAGAUGUGAGGGAGAAGAAUUAUAGCCACCCUAGACUUUUCCAUGAUUUGUAUGCUUUGUGUCUCUAGGGAUUCCUACCCAUCCUCAACAAUGAGAUAGCACUCUGCUAUGAGAUCCCAUAGCUACAGUAUGAAACUGUCCAGGAACAGUUUCCCCAUCUUAUCUGCUCUUUACAUGAACUAAGCCAGGCAUCCCCAAACUUUGGCCCUCCAGAUGUUUUGGACUACAAUUCCCAUCUUCCCCAACCACUGGUCCUGUUAGCUAGGGAUCAUGGGAGUUGUAGGCCAAAACAUCUGGAGGGCCGCAGUUUGGGGAUGCCUGAACUAAGCAUUAGAGAACAGCUCCUUUGACCUACUUGUAAGCAUCUUUUCACCUUUUCACCCCUUGACCAAUACAGGCAGCAACUUAUGUGACUGGUUAUCAAUUUGUACUAAUUCUUACUCAUAUUCAUAUGUUCUCUGUGACCUCGGGGGGGGGGGGGCUACUUCACACCUUAUCCAGUUACAAGGGACAAAGUUGGCACUGCGCAGAGAGCUGGAUAGGGUGUUCUUUUUAGUUUUGUGUAUCUGUAUGGAAGAGAUAUUUUCUCUCUGCUUUGUAGCUCCUUGUCUUCCCGAUACUGUCAUUAAGACUGGGUAUUCAACUGCUGAAAAAGGAAAACUGGAAGAUUCAUAACUUCUUUUCUAUAGCAGGCACAUAAGGAUGUUCUGAAUCAUUUCUGGUGAAACUACGGCGUUUUCCUUGCAAAUUUAGAGCUCAGACUUGAACUACCGUUCAUUUUCACUCGUUGCCUGCUCCUAGGCAGUUGCCAAACUUCAUUUCUCUGUCUGUCCUCUACUGGUGGAGAUCCGGAGUAAUCGUGGAAGUAGUCACACUCUGGAUUGGAUUGGAAGGGACAAGGUGCCAUGGCUUUAUAGACCUUAAACGGAAUGGUUUGAAAAAAAGGAAUGGUACUCCACUCGACUUUUGGAGCACUUUUCAAACUCUGAAGGAUCUUAAAAAGGGAAAAUAUGGAGUUGAUGAGUUUUGUUGGGGGGAAGAGGGGGAGGCAUUAAGGGCCAUAACCACACUAUAAAAAUAGGGUUGGGAAAUCAGUGGCCCUCCACAUGAUGUUGGAGUCAACCACCAGCCACCCCAGUCAGCAUGGCCAAUGGUCUGGGGUGAUGGCAGUGGUAGUCUAAUAACAUCUGGAAGGCUAUGACUUUGCCACCCCUGCCAUAAAAAAGCAAGAGAAAAUUUUGAUACAGAACUCUCUCAUAGGUGGGGGUGGGAGGGAACAAGGCUGGUAAAUUAGCCUAAAAGAGAUAUGAAGAAGAACCUGCAACAAGGGUACACACCACUAUCCAGUAUGAUUCCUGAGGGAACAAUUGAGCAGUAUUCUGCCAUGGAAAGUCCUGAAAAUAGCUCAUUUCUUAAAGAAAAGAUACAGGAUCUCUCAUCCCAGCACAAAGAAAUAGCUUUUGUGCCCCCUGUUGGCUAAGGAAUACAUGGGACUUGCCAAAUAAGUUGAAGAAGCCCUUUAAAGUCUAAUUUAUAAAUACCAAUUAUUAAUAAUUUUUUUGUAAGAAAAAAAAUCAAAGUGCACAUUCUGAAAUCAUUUUCUCUGUAAAUGGUUGGAUUUCAUUUCACCCUUAAAGGGAUGUUUAAAGGAAGAAAUAAAACAAAUUACAAACCAUGAAAGGUAAA